UUUUCUUCCAGGGCUCCAAAUAGUUGUAUUGGCAGGGAGGCUGCCCUGUAACUGCUCCCUCCUGAAGACUCGGAGGUGUUUACAGAAAUCCAAAGUCCCAGCAGUACAUUUCCAUGAGCUCAUGACCAGUUCCAGCUGUACCUUUUAGAAUUCAUGUGGACAAGUGAGAAUCCAUGCAGGUCAAACCCCAGCUCUCAGUUUGUGUUUUAAUUACAAACAGAGGUGCAGAGGUCAGAUAUUUAAUUACUGCAGCUGCAGUCUACCUUUAGAAUCCCUGCUUUGGUCACUGUUAUUCAAAGCAACUCCAAUGCCAUUUCUUGCCUGCUUCUUUAUGCUAAUCAGCCUAGUCCUCUUGGCCCCUCCUCCUUCCAGCCUCCUUUAAGAACUGUACACUUCCAGCUGUCACCGAGGGUAACUCAGAGCAGACUUAGAAAGCGGUUGAUUUAAAUCAGCACGACAUUCCCCCACCUUGUGUAUGCAUUAUGUUAGCAAUCCUCUCUAAAUACUGGAGGCAUUGGAUUUCAUGUCAGCAGAAGGAGUCAAAAUUGCCAAAACUGUAAUCUGUUAGAAACAGCUACUCUGUAGGACUUGAAUUUUUAAGGAGGCAAGUUUCAGUUUGCUUUAAAGAGAAAUUAAGUGAUGUUUGUAGCCAAAUGAAUUGACAUUUUAAAUGUAGAAGAAACACUGGUAAAUAUUUAUUUCAAGAGUCAUGAGUAGGGAAAAUAUGGACGUUUAUUAGAGGGUAAAUGCUUUCCACACAGGAACAGGAUCUGCAAGUACCUGUGUGCUGCUCGGUGUUUUGUGAAGAUCAUUUUAGGUGAUUGGCCCAGGGAAGGAAAUGCCCCGGUGAUCCUGACACCACAGCCGCACUGCUAGUACCAUGUCGACUACGCAAACAACAGCCAGCUGCCGCCUGUUCUGCAGUUUGCGCACGUGUAAGCAGAAGCUGCAGGAGGACCAGCCACAGCAAGAAAAAUCUGUCAUUGCUCAACCAGUAUUUAUUUUUGAAAAGGAAGAACAAACUUCUAAGAGACCAGCCGAAGACACCUUGUAUGAAGCAGCAGAACACGAAUGUAAUGAUCAUUCAAGAAAGCGUGUACGAUCUUCGUCUUUCACUCUGCACACUGCAGAUGCUCAGGCCCAGGGAGUGAAGGAAAACAACAUUUUUAUGAAAUCAACUCUUGUUAAAAGGAAUAUUGAUAUGAAUAGUGAAGAACAAGGUACCGUGAAACAUUCUGAACAUGUUCUAAGACCUGCUAUUUUGCAGCCACCUCAAUCUCAAAUCUGUGAAAAAGCAAGAAAAUCAUUUGAGCACAACACAUUGGAAUCCAGCAAGAUGACAGAAAAAAUAAAGCAUAGGAUUUCUGAGGGGAGCUCCUAUUUAUUAAGUGGGAAUUUACCAAGUGCCCAAAUUUCUGUCCAGCUGUCUAUUGACCAACCUUUUCUAGGUAUAACAUCAGUAGGGUGUCAAUCAAGUGAAGAUAAGUAUUCUUUUAAAAGUUGCAGUCCUGACUUCGUUUUUGGAGAAAACAUGGUAGAAAGAGUUUUGGGUACUCAAAAACUCAUCCAGCCUCAACUUGAAAAUGAUUCAUAUGUCAAGGAAAAAACAUUCAAGUCCAUGCUGAAGUUUCCCAUCAACUCUCCAAAUUCAAGAACAGACUCUGUUAAAAACAAAUCACUAAUAGAAUCAGCUGCCGCUUUCUCUUCCCAACCAUCACAAAAAUGCUUGCUUGAGAAAGUCAAUGUUAUAACAGGGGAGGAAGCAGAACAUAAUGUGUUAAAGAUCAACUGCAAGCUUUUUCUAUUCAACAAAAUGACACAAUCUUGGACCGAAAGGGGCAGAGGAACUUUGAGACUGAAUGACACAGCAAGCAGCGACUGUGGAACAUUACAGUCAAGACUAAUUAUGCGCAACCAAGGCAGUCUGAGACUGAUCCUCAAUAGCAAACUCUGGGCUCAAAUGAAGAUUCAGAGAGCAAAUCACAAAAAUUUACAAGUAACAGCUACCGAUUUUGAGGACUAUAGCAUUAAAGUAUUUUUAAUUCAGGCCAGUGUCAAAGAUACAGGAUACCUGUACGCAGCAAUACAUCAUCGUCUUGUCGCACUUCGAAGCUCCAAUAAGCAAAAAGACGUCAAUCAAGCUGAGAUACAGUCAGAAACAGUCCUCCAGCAAGUAAACUUUGAUAGCUGUGAUGAGGAUGAGGAUGAGGAUGAUUUCAUACAUGUCACCAAAAAUGGAUCAGCUCCUUCUAGGUGGACCCACAGACAGUCCGUUGUUUGUUCAUGAGCACUACUUAUUAUAAAUACGACAAUAUCUACAAAAUGAUCAGCCACCCUACUGAAAAAAAUGAAACCAUCAUAACUAAAUGAAAGAUCCUAAUCAUUCCCUGAAGAGUUUUUAUGAAACACAGUUUGUUGCAAUUAAAUUUUUCUCUUAUGUUUUGCAUGUCACAUUUUUAUUAUUGUGGAGAAAUGAUAGAAUUUAAGAAAUAAAUGGACUUCAGAAGUUCAAAAUUUAAUCAUUUUUGAAGAAUCUAGGGUAAGACUUGAUAACUAAUUUGAACUAUUCAUCACAUUGAUGGAUAUAAUACUAAAUUGUGAAUUGUGAAUUUCUGGAUUUGAUAAAUAUAUAAUUAAAAUAUUUAUUUUUUCAGUCAUACAUUGUCUGGCCAUAAAAGAAAUAUUUUACUAGAUUUCCAGUCAUUUUUUAAAAAAAACCCUUAAUUGCAUGAUAAUAUUUUAUCACAUCACACUUAUCUGCUAGGAAAUGUGUAUUUUCUUUCAGCCUUUGGAUUUCCUGACUCCAAAAGUGCCUAUAUUCCUAGUAUUAAUUCUUUAAAAAGAAAUAUCUGCUCUUGGACUUGUAUUCAUGGCAUCUUGUAAAUGCUUGACUCUCAGCACUGACUAGUUGUUGUAUGAAUGAACAAAAUAUAACAUAUUACCUAUGUAUCAAAAAAAGUUAAGCUUACAAAAAGUCAAAUAUGUUAACUUGUCAUUCUUUGCUUGUAUAAGUAAAUUGUUUUUCAUAUUCUAGUAGAUGUGGGUGUAUAGAAACCUUUCUUAAAUGUGACAGAAAAUAUAAUUUCAUGUUUCAAAGACUACUUAACCACUUGUUUCAAGUAGCAAGAAAAAUCGUAUUCACUUAGUUCUCUUGGUCACUGAGUCAAGCAGAUUACGAGCCUAAUCUUGUCUUCAAACUAGGGUGGAGAUGAAGAAAUAUUUUCUCAAUGUCCCAUUUUUUUUUCUAUGCUCAGACAACUCUUAGAUGUAAUGUUUUUCCAUGGAGCAGAACUGGGACUCAUUUCUUACAUCAGGAACAUGCUAUCAGUCUUCCAUCCAGCCCUCUCACUUCUGUUUCCAUUUACUGCACUCACUUCCUUCUCAGUCUGCACUUCCAAACAUAUUUUGAAAAUUGAAUUCAUUCUAUAAUUUUCUUUGGACUUUUCAACACAUAUCAAAGGAAACAAAAUUUACACUACCUUAAUUCCUGAUCUAUAUAGAAAAGUCAGUGCAACAGAACCAGAAAUAGGGUUAGAAUAUCAGGAAGGCAGAGAAAGGUGGUGAACAUUUCUAUAUUCUGAAGAGGAUAUGAAGAACAGAAACAGGAUGUUUAGCUCUUGAGUCUUUCAACCCAUUUCCUGUUUUCUAUGUAAUUCUUAGUAUUUUUAUGCAAAUAUUUAGUAAAGAUGGAGGGGCAAUAGAGAUCUUUUAUAGUUUUCCUUGUCUGAUUUCUUAAUCUAGCAUCUUUUUUGAAUUUUCUAUGUCUUUUGUUCCUCUUUAAUCUGAAAGAGAUCAAUUGUACAAUCAUAUUCAUUUUUUAAUGUUAUUUAGGUAGUUGGCUUCAAAGCUUACAUUUUGGAUUUCCAUAAAAGCUGUUUUUAUUAAAAUUUACUUAUCUAGUCUACAAAUUUAUUAGACAUAUAGCUAACAGUAUAUCAAAUUGUAUCUUGCAUUAAUAUAAAUCUUGUUCAGCUUAAUUAUGGACCAUUAAAAUAUUCUCUCUUAAAAAUGUUACUUUAUUUGCAUUACUGCCAGAGCAAAGUAUCCUUUGUCCUCAGGAGAAUACAUCUUAUCCAGGUGUUGGUGUACUUACAUGUCAUAAAAAAGAGGGAUUCCCUCCUUCACAGUCAGAAUGUAGAUGAGUGCAAAGGAAGGUUUGUUAUGGUUAUAGGCACAGAAAAGGAUAUUUCUUAAGAUUUCUGUAAAUCUCCAAAUUGCAUAUAUCACAUUAUUGAGAAGAAUUAAGCUGACUUGAGAUGUGGCUAUCAUGUGAUUGGCCAAGCUCAUUCUCUAGAAAGGCAUACCUGCUGUAUCGUAGGCAGGGUAGGAGUUUAACAGUAGCUGAAACUGAAAUUAAAUCAUGAAUUCCAGAGUGGUUUUUAUUUUUUUUAUUUUAGAUUUUUGGCAAUGGUCAGAUUAUAUCCAUAGGACUAGUUAAUUGUUGACAUAAGACUUGGAGCUGAUGAAGUGGGAUAUCCAAACAUAUUUGAAAUUUCUAAGAUAUCUGCAAAUAUAGCACUGGAGGAGUUAUUGAAAUGACUGAGGAAUGCUUAGCCCAGUAAAGACUUUAUAAUAAUUUUCUAACCAAGUUCUAAGAUUUUAAAAUUUCUACUAACCUAGCUGAUAUAAACUUAAUUUGACUUUUCUGAUUUCUAAUAAGGUUGAGUAUCUUUUCAGAUAUUUAUUCACUGCUUGUGCUUCUUCUAAGAGAUGCCAGCACAUAAUUUUUGCAUGACAAAUUGUGUCAUUUUAGUCUUUUAGUUGCUUCCUACCUAGCAUAUCCAAGAUAAAAGCCUAGUUCCUAAGGCAUGGAUAUAAUAUUUUCCAUUGUUUUUUCCACUGUCUACUACUCUAGCCUCACCUUCCAAUGUUUUUUACCUCUAAGUUCUGUAGGAAUUCAGAACUGCUAUUUCAUUGCCUCUAUACUUUUGCUUAUCCAGAAUUCCUUUCUCAUUCUUGUUGGUUCUGGUUAACACCUUACUCAUUCUUUAAGGCUUAGACCAUGCCAUUUCUAAAAAGUCUUCCCUAACUUUUCUUAGGCUGUGUUUAGACCUACUCUCCAAAUUCCUAUGGGACUCUAUAACUCUAUCAUUACAUGAAUUUUUACACUCCGUAAGGUACAGGACUCUUUUUAUCACUUAAUCUUCAGCACGUAGCAGUGUGCCUGGUCUAUGGCAGACACUAAAUAAAACUUAAACUCCGCUGAUGUGUGUUACAUGAGUAUUUGUAAAAGUCAUGACAUUAUCAAAGCUAGAAAUAAGGAGUUUCAAGUCAGGAGAAAGAUUUGGGCUAAAGAUGUUGGUAGCAGCUAAGUUAUG
Oryctolagus cuniculus (rabbit) is the source of this 5318-nucleotide messenger RNA. RefSeq names its product RAN binding protein 3 like (gene RANBP3L). NCBI's taxonomy places the organism in Eukaryota, Metazoa, Chordata, Mammalia, Lagomorpha, Leporidae. The record is from RefSeq and is a predicted model, not a curated record. Gene Ontology annotation, biological process: protein export from nucleus.